AUGUUCAAGUUAGCAUUCUCAACAUUGAUUGUGUUGGCACUCUUGGCAAAUGUCUCAUUUGGAGGUGCCGCAAUCAACAUUAAGAGCACAAAUUGCACUAUUGUAAUCAAUGAUUACACAACUUAUCAAUCAUGUGGAAACCCACCUGUUGACCCCCCUGGACUUAGAUACGCUGGUGCCAAGCGCAGCUUGAUGGCCACACCUCCAGCCAAUUGGGUCCCAUUCUCUUGCAGAAUCAACGGUGACUCGAUGAUGGGCUACGGAGCUGUCCAGGUCACAUACCCAGGCCCCAGCGCCACCGUCAACACCACUGUGUGUCAGUCUAUCGGCUGCACAUCCAUCCUGGACAAGGGCACCGUCACCAAAUGGUUGGGCAAUUACAAAGAGAACACCACUAUGGCAUGCUUCUACAACGUCGACAACCCCAACUCUGUAUUCUUUGAGCGUGCUGGUUUCUGUGGCUACCGCGGUAUCUUUGACACCACAAACUCAAGCUGUGCAUGUCAAGAGGGAUGGGCUGGUGAUGGAUGCGAGAGAUCAAAUGUCGAACCAACCACUGGAUCAUCAACCAUUCUCAUUAUUCCAAUUACCAUUAUCUUGGUCAUUGCAGCAUUCCUUGGUCUAUCAUUGUAA
Acytostelium subglobosum LB1 is the source of this 633-nucleotide messenger RNA. RefSeq lists its product as hypothetical. Lineage: Eukaryota; Evosea; Eumycetozoa; Acytosteliales; Acytosteliaceae. The record is from RefSeq and is a predicted model, not a curated record. The transcript is spliced from 3 exons. Bases 1 to 633 code for a protein of 210 amino acids.